This is a messenger RNA of Solenopsis invicta (red fire ant), 1678 nucleotides long. Its product is annotated as KICSTOR complex protein kaptin. The record is from RefSeq and is a predicted model, not a curated record. Gene Ontology annotation, molecular function: actin filament binding. Gene Ontology annotation, biological process: negative regulation of TORC1 signaling; actin filament organization; cellular response to amino acid starvation. The transcript is spliced from 8 exons. Gene Ontology annotation, cellular component: KICSTOR complex; lamellipodium; actin cytoskeleton. The coding region runs from base 239 to 1486 and encodes 415 amino acids. Lineage: Eukaryota; Metazoa; Arthropoda; Insecta; Hymenoptera; Formicidae.
ACGAGAUCGAGAUCGAUGAAGAGUAAACAGUAAAGGUUACGAGGGUUUGCCGCCAGAUCGACAUUGGAUGGUGCUUUUCCCGAUGCGCCCGCGCGAUGAUACACUUGGGUACACUGUAAUAAAUAUAACCUCGAUUCGGUAUGAGUUUGUGUUUAAAGGUUCGUUCGCCUCUUUUUUUUUUCUACGAAUGUCCCAGGAAAAGUGUGUUUACGUACACAUCAAGUCUUCCUGAUGACUUAUGAUGACGAGCAAUCUCAUUGAUGCACACUGGUUUCCCCUAGCGUCGCAGGGGAACAUUUAUUCUAUGACCAAACUCUGCUCAUCUAACAGUUCCAACAAGCUGUUAGUGGCAUCUUUGAAGAGAAAGAUAUACUCCUGUGAAUAUCAUCAAACGUCAGAAUUUCUGAGGCCUAUGGUGAAGGAAUUACUGUUUACAUAUAUUCCCAGUGGCGCAGAAAUUAUUUCCAUCGAUGCUUACAAUAAAUCUGACACCGGGGACAGUUUUGUAAUAGGCAUAACAAUUAUGAAAGCAAGUACAGACAUGAUAGAAAGGUAUUUAAACAUAUACACGGAGGGUGCAGUAGACGGCGAGGGAGAUGAAGGUAGCUCGAUUGAAGCCAUAGCACAGAAUUGUCUCAUGGUGGAGCUAUCAUAUACUCCUUACCACUUAUAUCACACCGUUUUACCACAACAGAAUUCUACACAAGAGGUAGUCUGGCUAAUAUCUGGAAGCGAUUACAGAAUUCAUAUGAUAAGGGAAGAUAAACUAAGCCACGUUUAUAGCGAGUCUUCGAUCGAAAAAUUUUUUCCGGAGCUGCACGACAUCCAAGCGAUCGCGCUGUGGAUUAAUAUUUAUUAUUACGACAAUUAUAAGCGGAGGGUCACCGCCGUCGGCUGUGAAUGCGGUCUAGUCAAAGUUGCCAUAGUGAAUGUGGUGGAUUUGCAAGUUUCUCAAAGUUGGAUGCUGAGAUACGACAAGCCUGUACCAAGUGUGAUAGUAUUUCCACAUAAGAACAUCAUUAGUAAACCAACCUUCGUAGCCAAUUCCGAGGAAUGCGUCCCAAAGGAUGACAUCCCGAAAUUAAACGUCGUUAUUUCAAGUACAAAUAACGCUGUUGUCUUUAAAGAUAUAUUGCGACAUGGAAUGAAACAAGAUGUGAUAUUGAACGGCAGCGAAUCGUCAGAUUGUAUUCUGUGCUGCUGUAUAGCGGACAUCAAUAUGGAUGGCCAAAAUGAGAUAUUGCUUGGUACUUACGGUCAGGAAGUCCUGAUCUUUACAUUGCUAGGUGACAUAUGGGAAUUAGCCACUAGAAAAUUAUUUGACGCUCCCGUACAUUCCAUAAGUUAUAUGGACAUAACAAACGAUGGAAUAAAGGAGCUGAUCGUACUCACCCAACGAGGUGUACACAUAUUACAGCAUAAUAUAGCUGACAUACGAGCAAAAUGGAAGGAACGUUACAAAAAACUAUUUGACAUACUAGCUUAGGAAUAAUCAUACAUUUGUAAACAGAGAAGAUAAUAUAUUUUCCCAUAUUAUUAUUGUACAUUUUAUAUCUUUGUAAUGUAUUGUAAACAGAAAAGGUAAUAUAUUUUCCCAUAUUAUUAUUGUUUUAUAUCUUUGCGAUGUAUAUAUUAUUUGUAUUUUACAAUAAAAUAAAAGAUGAAACAAUCUGUAAAA